Molecule: messenger RNA, 852 nt
Organism: Truncatella angustata
Lineage: Eukaryota; Fungi; Ascomycota; Sordariomycetes; Amphisphaeriales; Sporocadaceae
Exons: 1
Coding region: 1-852 (283 amino acids)
Source: RefSeq, a predicted model, not a curated record
AUGGUGGACGUCGCGUCGAUUAUAGUGUCCGUUAUAUCCCUGAUAGCCUCAGUACUGGUGGCUGGGUUUAGCGCAUACCUGAACUACUCCACCGAAAAACGCAAAGCACGAAGCGAAGCUGAACGUCUACUUCAAAAAUACAGAGAUCCACUUCUUUUUGCGGCUGGGGAUCUUCAGUCCCGACUCUGGGGAAUAUUUGAAGCAGACGUGCUCAGUUUCAGUGGCCAAUCAGUUCACCACAAUGACUCCUUGUUCAUAUACACGUCGUUUGUACUGGGUCAAUAUUUUGCGUGGACACAUAUCCUGAGACGUCAGACCCAACUACUUCCGUUUUCUUUGGAGGAAGACAAGAGGUUGACGAGAUUCAUCGAGGUGCUACACAAAAUCCAAGGUGUAUUGCUGGACAGUGCAUAUGCCGCGGAAGAGGGCAGCGCGUUUACACUCUGGCGCGGUCAUCAGAUGGCAAUCGGCGAGUUCAUGACUGAUGGUGGUGAUGGAUCAGAGAAACUUUGCAUGGGGUUCUACGAAUUCACAAAAAUCUGGAAGUCUGGCUCCGGUGAAGCCUACGAUAACCUGCACUACUGGUUCCAGCCGGUUGAGGAUGGCCUGAACACUCUUGUUCAAAGGGGCCCAAAGGUGCCUGACGGGAAUAAGUUAAGGCGCUUGCAGCAUCUGUUGUUGGAUUUGAUUGAAGUGCUGGAUCCCGAAAGGCAUCGAUUGCAUAGUAAGAACAUAUCGGGCUGUGGAGCGGCGACCCAUUGCCCGUGCAAGAAAUGUCUUGAAGAGGCCGGCGUCUAUGGUAAAGCUGGGGCAAGGAAGUCCAACAGCGGCAGGACCAGUGAAAGUGUAUGA